AUGCCGUCGUUCACGCUUGUUACUCCCAAGCGUCCUUCUAUCCGCAAGGGCAAGAGGGCCGUGCCACUCCCAGCCUACACCAUCUAUGCCCAGGUGGACGAGACCGUCGUCGCUGCCGAGCCCAUCCCGGUCGGCCACGACGUUGCGCCGCGCUACGCCGACGCCCAAGUCGACGUCGAGUCGCCCCCACCCUACGCCGCCGAGCACGACCUGCCCCCUUACGAGCCUCUUGCACCUUCGCUCGAGCGUCUCGACAUCUACCGCUGCGGCGGCGAGGUCUGCCCCGCCUGCUCUGCGGGCACCCACUGUGUCCGCCACCCGCACGUCGGUUACCCCGAGGAGAUGAUUGCCCGCUGCCCGUCGCUCGCCCACUUUGGCACGGCAUGA
Molecule: messenger RNA, 387 nt
Organism: Apiotrichum porosum
Lineage: Eukaryota; Fungi; Basidiomycota; Tremellomycetes; Trichosporonales; Trichosporonaceae
Exons: 2
Coding region: 1-387 (128 amino acids)
Source: RefSeq, a predicted model, not a curated record